Messenger RNA from Trichoderma atroviride IMI 206040, 2865 nucleotides. RefSeq lists its product as uncharacterized. Gene Ontology annotation, molecular function: RNA polymerase III core binding. Gene Ontology annotation, cellular component: nucleus. NCBI's taxonomy places the organism in Eukaryota, Fungi, Ascomycota, Sordariomycetes, Hypocreales, Hypocreaceae. Gene Ontology annotation, biological process: negative regulation of transcription by RNA polymerase III. The record is from RefSeq and is a predicted model, not a curated record.
CCUAUUAAUCCCGCCGAUACUUGGCGAUUCUUUGGAUUUCCGCCUCCAAAGCUUAUUCACAAAACAUCUACACUCGCCCUCCACCCGCCAGCUUCUGUCUUUAGCGCAACCUCCCGAUACGCGCGGCACAUUCUAUCUUCGCCUUCCAUCUUUCAAAUAUUCAUGCAGAGAUACGAACUCGUGACUAGCAGCCACCAUGAAGUACCUCCCAGUCCAAGAAUUCGAGACCGUAACCGGCGCUCUCAACUUCAACACCCCUGAUUGCAACGUCACAGGCGGAUGCGAUCUCUACACCACGAAAUCUACCGGGUCCGACAAGAAACUGUACAAGAGUAUCGACAAGGAUCUCAGUUCCCAGCAUGCCGCGCUGCUCAAGCUGGGCGCCAGCCUGUCACCGCCCGACCGACAACACAUGCUCGCUACGUCGCGCAGCAUGCAGUUAUUCUCGCACUCGAGCGCAUUUGGCCCUCUGUCUGAGCUUGCUAGUCGACGAACGUUUGCCUAUCUGAUUGCGACGCUCAAUGCAAGCCACCCUCACUACGACUUUUCCCACGUCUUGCGGCCCGGCGAUUUCAAGCGCGAGAGGAACCUGAGGCGUGUCAUUGCCAACCUGGAUUCAAUUUUGAAAAACGUACGGCCCGGGUUUGAAGGCUCAUCGUACGACUCAUCCGCCGGCAGCGACAUGAACGCACAAUGGGGCCCACAGUGCUGGUCCUUGAUUAACAAGGAGAUGCGUCUUAAUGAGUGCACCGUCUUUAGCUAUCACCCAGAAGUCGACCCCUUUGAAGAAGACGAAAGCGCCAUUUGGGCCGUCCACUACUUCUUUUUCAACAGAAUGCUCAAGAGGGUCGCUUACCUCUAUGUCAGAGUCGUUCCCGUCAUAUCCUCACAGAGCCCAACUUUGAGACCGGCCAAAGGUGGUCUUCACAAGCGACAUACCGCAACCGAGUCAGAGGGCACCAAGAAACGGGCCAAGUACUGGUUUGGUAACCAAGACGCCGAGAUGGUACCACCAUUUGAAGACGACGAAGAGCCGAUGGAUGACGGCCUCUACUGGAAUCGCGGAGAGGAUGGCGAUAUCGUCCAGUUCUCGGAUGAUGAUUUGGCUGAAGAUGAACCACUCGAUGAGGAUGAGGAUGAGGAUGAGGAUGAUGACGAUGAUUACGACAUGACAAGUACAAGGCGAGAAAGGCUUAUGAGCGAGGAUGUUGCAGGACGAAUGGAGAUUUAAGCUGAGGCUAUAUUCUCCAAACCACGCUUAUUUCUGCAACAAAGGGGGACAGCAACAGUCAUAGUAUUGUCUGCACCAAGAUGACGAAGCAUAUUGUAUCUUUUCAACAAGGAUAUGCUCUCUCAUUUCAAAUCUGCUUGGAUGGACUCUGAUCCACCUUGGCUGAUCCAUUUUACCAUGAACUCAUUACCUGCACUCGACUUGAUAUGGACAGAGAUGGAACUCCAGCUCCCUCCAUUCUCGAAGCUCCCCUCUCUCCUAUCCUGCUUUACCGCUUUUUAUUUGGAGUCGAUUUCCAACGAUUUCCUACUCAACUACUCUACCCUAUCGUUGCCAUGAUUACGAAAUGUCAUUUUUUUUUAGCGUGGCGCAAGGUCCUGGUUUCUGGUCGGUGAGAGCGACUGGGAACAACGUCGCCCGGAGUUUUCUCUCUGAUUUUUAGUUGGUUCAAUUUCCUAUCGUCGCAUUUCUUUUGAUCAAGUUGAACUAUCUAUCUGCCGUUGUAUAUUUUCCUCGUUUCUUUUCGUUUUGCUGUGUUAUUUGAAAUAUUUGGUGGCUCUUUUUACCUAUUUUCGAAAAACUUGGCAAGGCUGGUUUUGUUAUUCUAUUCUUAUUGCCUAUUUUAUCUCUUCUUUAUUUCUUCUCUUAUCUUUUUUUCUUUUCGCUUUUAAUCCUAGGGAAUGAGGUGGGCUACCUAUAAAACAUGUAUAUAUAUACACACACAUAUAUAUAUAUACAUAUCACGCAGUAAUGUUAUGAAUUUUUGGCUCCGUCUCGCUGGGAACGAGACUUUUGCUGGCUAGUUUUUUUUUGAUAGUUUACGCAGAUUAGCAGUAUAUCAAUUGUACCAUUUCUACUUUGAAAGCACAAACACUUACUACCUCGAUCACUUGUCUGGUAAUAGCAAAGCGGUGAAUAGACAUAAGCCCUUAGAUAGAAGCAUACAUGUAAAGUUACUAGGUACAAAGCGCAAUAUAAUCUACCUGGCAUACAAAACAGGUCCAAGAAUCUUUAUACUGUCCGAGACACAAACAUAAAUAUGAUCCACGCGCAGAGAAAAUAGCAGUGAUGCAGCACGAGGUAUCCAUUGAUCUAAAUAACACAAAGCUAACGAAGAGAAUUUGACAAAAAAAGUAAACGUGUGUGAAGCUAAAGAAACAAACAAACAAACAAGUAAUUGAAUUCCCCUUGUCCCUUUUCCCUUGUCCCCUAUCCUAGCAAAUGGCCAAAUCAGUAUCAGCCGCCUAUAUCGGCGACGGGUAUUUUUCAAGACCACUUCACGCGCACAAUCUCUUUUAGUGUUUAAUAAUUAGUCUCGGGUAUCAAGUUAUUUUCAGGUAUAAUAGCGCGCAUGAAUGAAUGUAAAAGAGCAGGCUAACAUUGGGUGCCCCCCUUGGCCCAAUCUCUGUUUCAUUGGACCGUUUAUUUAUACUCUGUUUAGUGUAUAGAUAUGUAUCGUCGAGUAGAAAGGUAUUAUUAAAUGCAAGAAUUCCAGAACCGAGUAAUGCCAUCGAGGAGCGCAAUGAAUAAAAUAUGCUGAUAGAUUGGCGUGUAGAGAACUCGGAGCUUAGACAACGGACGCCUUCCUUCGUCGUCCAAAGAAUUUCGCAAACGCGCUGGGCUCUUCUUGCUGG